Postia placenta MAD-698-R-SB12 is the source of this 3180-nucleotide messenger RNA. RefSeq lists its product as hypothetical. The record is from RefSeq and is a predicted model, not a curated record. The transcript is spliced from 9 exons. Gene Ontology annotation, molecular function: microtubule binding; ATP binding; plus-end-directed microtubule motor activity. The coding region runs from base 1 to 3180 and encodes 1059 amino acids. NCBI's taxonomy places the organism in Eukaryota, Fungi, Basidiomycota, Agaricomycetes, Polyporales, Adustoporiaceae. Gene Ontology annotation, cellular component: spindle microtubule; nucleus. Gene Ontology annotation, biological process: microtubule-based movement; mitotic spindle assembly.
AUGUCAAUAGGCUCUGUGAGGUCUACGGAGAGUCCAGAGAAUUCUCCAAUUAUUGUGACCACAAAUGGGCCGAAGGGUCGCGAUAUCACUAUCGAAACUGCUGCGCCCGUUUCGAGUCUUGGUCUUGUUACUCUCCCUCCGACACGAACAUACCCCUUCGACGUUGUCUUUGGUCCCGAGGCUGAUCAGGCGAUGGUCUACCACGACGUAGUAAGCCCAAUGUUAGACGAAGUCCUGAUGGGUUACAACUGCACGCUAUUCGCAUAUGGUCAAACGGGUACAGGCAAAACUUACACUAUGCAGGGCGAUUUGUCGACCACACCCAUGGGCAACCCAUCGCCACAAGCAGGAAUGAUUCCCCGAGUCCUGUUUCGCCUAUUCCAUCAGUUGGAGUCUUCGGGUACAGAUUACAGCGUGAAGAUCUCAUUCGUCGAGCUGUACAAUGAAGAGCUUCGUGAUCUGUUGGCACCAGACCUGGCGGCGCCAGUAGGAUCCACACAGCCUAUGGGGAUGGGUGCCUCCAAGGAUGCAGCCGCCCAGGGAAACCUGAAGAUCUUUGAUGAUGUCACCAAGAAGGGUGUCUUCAUCCAGGGUCUCGAAGACGCAUGCGUCAAGGACGCCGCGGAUGCGCUCGCGCUCCUCACCAAAGGUAGCCAGAGGAGACAAAUCGCAGCGACCAAGUUCAACGACCAUUCUAGUCGCUCACAUUCUGUCUUCUCCAUUACUGUCCACACAAAGGAGACGUCGUCGGUAGGCGAUGACCUCUUGAAAGUUGGUAAGCUGAACCUGGUUGACUUGGCGGGUUCCGAGAACAUCGGGCGUUCCGGGGCGGAGAACAAACGUGCUAGAGAGGCAGGCAUGAUCAACCAGAGUCUCCUUACACUGGGUAGAGUUAUCAAUGCCUUGGUUGAUCAUUCGUCUCACGUACCCUAUCGAGAGUCCAAGCUAACCCGUCUACUACAAGACUCCCUAGGAGGUCGGACCAAGACAUGUAUUAUUGCUACCAUCUCUCCUGCGCGAUGCAACUUGGAGGAGACGCUCUCGACACUAGACUACGCCAUACGAGCGAAAUCAAUUCGAAAUAAACCCGAAGUGAAUCAGCGCAUGACGCGCAACGCGUUGCUGAAGGAGUACGUUGCUGAAAUCGAGCGGCUCAAGGCAGACGUUCUCGCUGCACGGGAGAAGAAUGGGAUCUUCUUCGCAGAGGAGACGUGGAAUCAGAUGGUUGCUGAGCAGGAGCUCCGCGAGACGGAAAUCCAGGAGGCUCGCAAGCAGGUCGAGAUCGUCGAAAGCCAGUUGCGAAAUGUUCGUGAGGAGUUCGAACAGAGCAUCGCCCUGUUGAUGAAGAGGGACGGGGAGCUGAAGGAAACAAAGGAGAAGCUGAAGGAGACGGAGGGGGAACUUGAGGUCACAGAAACCCAGCUGAGGACGGUGAAGGUAGCCUUGGAUGAGGAAGUCGUCGUCAGACAGGCCUACCAAGACAGCGAGGGCAAUUUGGACAGCGUUGCGCUUGGUCUGAGGAAGGUUGCUCAGGAAGGCUUGGGCGAUCUUGGACGCCUGCAUAGCAAGCUUGAACGCAAGACAUCCGUCUUCAACUCCAAUACCAAGGCUAUUUCUUCUAACAGCAAGAUUCUCUCCACCGAGACGCUGGCGUUGACGACGAAACUGGAUUCCUUCGUCAAGCUCUCUAGCUCGCAUCUGCAGAAUAUCCGAUCAGAGGCUGAACAAUUCCAGACGAAAGAGCGCGAGUCGCUCUCGCUGUUCUCGCAGCGUAUCAACGAGCAGCUCGAGAAAGUCCGGGAAGGUUUGCAGGUUAUCCACACACGAGAAGAGGCAUCAGGCAACGCGGUAGGCGCCAUACAGAGCGCUAUCGCGGAGAUGCAAGAGAGUCUGAAGAAAGGCUUCAAUUCUUGGACUGAGGACCUCCGCAGCCACUGUGAGACAACUUGUCAGGAAGUGGAAACGUCCACUAUGGCUGUUUGUGCUAAUGUAGAAACUACGUUCAGGGCUCUUGGUACUCUGGCCGAAACCAUUCUGAAAGAAGCACAAGAACACGUUGCUAGCGAGCGGAAGAUGCUGCAAGAGUCGAAGUCAUCGGCGGAUACAGCGACCAGUGCAGAGAUUCUCCGCUUACAGCAGCAGAACGCACUCUUGACUCGUCUCUUGGAGUCCGAGCAGCAGAAAGCGGAGCGGCUCAAGGAGGAGCUGAUCAAGAACAUUUCCGGUCUGCUUGGAGAGUUCAUUGCGAAGCAAGAUCACAGUCGUCGAGAGGCCUUCUCCGAGAUGGCGGAGAGCAACAACACUGCUGAACAGGAGAUGACACAACUCAUGCAGGAGCAAGGUCAGCGACUAGAGAACGCGAUUGCCCGAGGUCGACAGUGGAGUGUCGAUCUGGAGCGUCGAGGUGCGGAAGGGAAGAGAACCCGGGAUGGAGGCAUCAAGACCAUCAACUCUGCACGGACAACCAUCCGAGAUGGUCUUGCAGAUGUGCAGAACUCCGUCAUGACCUCGACAUCGGUGUAUUCUGCGGACCUUCACCGGCAGACCCAGAAAUUCGAUUCAUCAUGCAGCGACGCUUUCGAACGAGUUUCUCGAGCCAAGAGAGCACGAAUAGAGGCGACGGACGCCAUGGCUGCUGAAACGCAAUCAGGCUAUCGAUACGUCAAUCGUGGCGUCGCUUCGACAUCGCGCAAUAUCGAAACAUCGUCCACACGGAUACUUUCAGAUAGUUCCAGCAUGACCGUGGCUAUGGAGCAAUAUCAUUCAGCUGCCGUCUCUCAUAUAUCCGGUUUGCGCCAGGCAACACACUCCAUCGUCGAGGACGGCGCAAAGGAGGAUAGGCCGACAGGGACAACCCCGCGCAAACGGUCCUGGAACUAUGUCGAUGAAUGGGAGCUGACGGGGAGCAGGGAAGCUCUACUGAAGGAGCGGAGGCGACGAGGUGUCUCGAAUGCCUGUGGCGAAACAUUCCUUGCAGAGCACCUACCUUUACCAGAAGAAGAAGCUCCGGAGGAUGGUGUUCAUGAGGGGAUGCUUGUUGAUGAAGAACCUGAAGCGAUGGAUGAGCCGGAAGAUUCAGAAAACGUGCCACCGUCUGAGGAUCCCCCACCAUCCAACGUCGACUACAUUGCCCCAGCAAACGAUGUUUGGAAUCAAGAAAUUGGCGAACGGGCCAUUUAG